Molecule: messenger RNA, 981 nt
Organism: Geodia barretti
Lineage: Eukaryota; Metazoa; Porifera; Demospongiae; Tetractinellida; Geodiidae
Source: the annotation of a GenBank genome assembly
AUGAGAGCAGCCGUUUACAAGGGAGAGCGUGUCCUCGAGGUCGAGGAGAUUCCGACGCCUACGGCGGGUACGGGCGAAGUGGUGAUUCGGGUGCGAUACUGCGCGGUGUGCGGGACGGAUGUGCAUGCGUUCAUGUACGAUGUGGCGCCGCCGGGCACGGUGAUGGGGCACGAAUACUGCGGCACCGUUACUGAAGUCGGCGAGGGCGUGACGCGCUGGCAGGUCGGCGAUCGCGUGGUUGGCGGCGGCGGCAAUCCUCCGCCGGGGUAUGUGCCGAGCGGCCCGCGCAACGACCCGCGCUACAACUAUCGCACGAUGGGCUUUCCGGAGGGCGCGAAGACGCGCGCAUACGCGGAGUAUGUGCAGCUAGAGGACUGGGAGCCGAUGCCGAUACCGGACGGCGUAUCCGAUGAAGAAGCUGCGCUUGCUGAGCCGUGCGCGGUGACAGUGCAUGCCGUGCGGCUGUCGCAGAUAAAGCUGGGGGAUCGCGUGCUGGUGAUGGGCGCGGGGCCGAUCGGGCUGUUCUGCAUGCAGACUGCAAGGGCGGCGGGUGCGACAUCGGUGUUCGUGUCGGAGCCUGCGCCUGCGAGGGCAGAGGCGGCGCGCAGUCUUGGAGCUGAUGCGGUCAUCAACCCCUUUACCGAGAAUGUGGAAGAGCGCCUUGUGGAGUUGACAGACGGCGUGGGGCCGGACAUCGUGUUCGAGUGCGCUGCCGUGCCAAAUCCGUCAACGCUCGACAGUGCGCUGAACAUCGUAAAACGUGGCGGCCAGGUGGUGCUGGUGGCUAUCGCGUGGGAGCCGACGCCGCUGGUUACGCCGGACUGGAUGGCGCGCGAGGUGAAGUUGCAAGCAUCGUUUCGGCACACAGCCGGAGGACUGGCGCGUUGCGCUGGAGCUGAUGCGCGCGGGACUGGUGAAUGUGGAGCCUAUGAUUGGCGAAACGAACUUCCUGCCGCUGGACGAUAUACAGGGUGCGUUUGA